AUGGCUUCCAAGAGUGCACUGGCCCUCAGCGCCGUAGGCGCCGCAUCCCUAAUUGGUAGCUCAGCCUUCGUGGCUCCCUCGGCCAGUUCCAGCAGCACCGCCCUGCGUGGGGCGCCGAUUGGGCAGGAGCCUGUUAGCUCCAGCCAGGCCUCCGGCCAGGUCUCAGGCCACACAGCGGCCGCCACAGCCGUGGCUACCGCAGCCCUCGCGCUGGUGUCCAGCCGACGGGCAGCACGUGGCAAAACAGCACGCAGUGCAGAGGCUACGGGAGUCACCGACGAGAAGCCCUUUGCGGGUGGCCUGAUCGGUGGGGAGUCUGCUUUUGCAGGCCAGGACUUCAACUUUGACCCCCUCGGCCUGUCCGUGAAGUGUGAGAAGUAUUUGCCCUGGUUCCGGGAGGCUGAGCUCAAGCAUGGCAGGAUCGCCAUGCUGGCCUUUGUGGGUUUGGUCGUGCCUGAGAUUGUGCGCAUCCCUGGAACUCAUCCUUGCUAUGCGGCCAAGACUGUCGUAGACGCUCACAAUGCCUGUGCCGGCAAUCCCCCAUUCCCUUUCCUUAUCAACGCAAAUGACUUCUUUGGCACGGAGAACAAUACAGGUCCCCUGUUCCAGGUGUACGCCUUCUGCGGCGUCGUUGAGAUGCUGACCACCUUCGCCAAGACUUGCAAUGUCUCAAACAAGCCAGGCUUGACUCUGGAGAAUGCUGGUGACUAUCAGCUUGGCACUAGCUUCCUUCCGAGUGAACCCGAAAAGAUCAAGGAGAUGAAGCUGAAGGAGUUGAAGAACGGACGUCUUGCAAUGCUGGCUUUCGGUGGGGCCAUCACGCAGGCCACCCUGACUGGAAAUGGAUUCCCGUGGCUUUAUGCUCAGAAGGAGUCCAGCGCCGCUCUCAGCUCCUCCAUCGGCGCUGCAGCCUCCGGCUCCCUUGCCGGUCGUAGCCAAAGCAAGCGUGGUGUGGUGGCCAGGCAAGCCGGCUACAAGAUGAGCGCCGCAGUUCCCUUCCUCCCCAUGUCCCCUGCUCUCGAGGGCAUCCCUGGUGAGGAGGAGGGCUUCGACCCUAUGGGCUUUUCGCUGGCCUUUGAGAUUGGCUGGCUGCGUGAAGCGGAGCUUAAGCAUGGACGUGUUGCCAUGCUUGCCACUGUUGGAUGGAUCACUACCGAUCUUGGACUUCGAGUCCCGGGCGAUGCCUUCCAGGUUUCGACCCUUGAGGCCCAUGAUGCCAUGGUGAAGUUCGGUGGCAUGCCUCAGAUCCUGAUCUGGUGCGGCCUCUUGGAGGUCCUUGGACUCUUUGCCUAUGUGAACAUGCGUGAGGGAAAGACGGAUCGCAAGCCGGGUGACUUCGGCCUCCGCGGGUUCUACCCCAGUGAUGCAAAAGGUCAGUAUGAAAUGCAGGUGAAGGAGCUUCGCAACGGCCGCCUGGCCAUGCUUGCUUUCUCCGGCAUUGUGACAUCUGCCGUUCUCACCCAGGAACAGUGGCCUUUCUUCGAUGCGGCCAUUUCUGCUUUGCCUCGAAAGGACGAGGCCAGGAGCGGCUCCGCCUUCUGCGGGGCAGUGGCCCCUCAGCGCGUGGGCCAAACUCUUCGCCAGGCCUCCUCCAGCAAGAGCCUGCCCUUCCUGCCCAAGCCGAAAAACCUGGAGGGGCUUGCGGGGGGCGAGGCUGAGUUCGAUCCUGUUGGCUUCGCUGAGCUCAUUGACGUCAAGUGGCUUCGUGAAGCCGAACUGAAGCACGGCCGUGUGUGCAUGCUGGCGACCAUUGGAUUCGUCGCGGAGCAGUACUGGCAGCUGCCAGGCUUCGAUGGGGCUGAAGAUGCGUUGCAGGCCGUCUACACUGCCCCCCUGAACGCCACCGGAGUGCUGCUCUUCAUCUGCGGCUACAUUGAGAGCUCAACCUACGGAGGCAAGAUCACGAUGCUGGACAUGUUUGAGGGGGAGGGUGCCUCCCGUGAGCCUGGAGAUCUGAACUUUGGAAAGCGUUUUCUUCCGGCCGACAAGGCUAAAGCUGACGAUUUCAGGGUAAAGGAGCUGUCCAAUGGGAGGCUCGCCAUGCUGGCCUUCUCAGGAAUGGUCCACCACAACCUGGUCGUCAAGGGCCCCCUCUUCCCUCUCUUCCCAGAAGGCUGGGCGGGCCCACAGGGCGCCUGGGACCUGGACUCCACGGCCGGUGCCCUGAACAGCGGACGCUGGGGGCUGUGA
Symbiodinium natans is the source of this 2190-nucleotide messenger RNA. Lineage: Eukaryota; Dinophyceae; Suessiales; Symbiodiniaceae. The record is from the annotation of a GenBank genome assembly.